Durusdinium trenchii is the source of this 1256-nucleotide messenger RNA. NCBI's taxonomy places the organism in Eukaryota, Dinophyceae, Suessiales, Symbiodiniaceae. The record is from the annotation of a GenBank genome assembly.
GCAACCAACAGCCCGACAUUUAGCGCGUCGCGCCAAAAAUGGUGGAGAAAGAUCACAUCUUUCAGGUUCAUGUACUGGCAUGUUGCAUCACUUUGGCCCUGCUGGUUUGGCGCAGCUGCUCCCGCGCGCGCCGUCACUCACGAAGCGCUGCUUCUCGGGGCGCGCCGGUGCCGCUGGCCUCGAGGGGGUUGGCACAGGACUUGGCACGAGAAGCCUUGAACCGAGAGAGAGAACAGCGUUCCGCUGUCGCCCUGCAGCCGCAGUAUCCGCGCCAUGAACUUCUCCAAAGGCUUUGGCGCGGUGUGGCCCCCACGGUGCCCAAGGGGGGCCAAAGUCUUUUACCACUGGAGGCCCCAGAGCAGAGCGGGCCCUCCACCUGGUGGCCGGAACUGGAGCAUCUCUUCAGAGGAGACGCGAAGUCAGCCGAAGAUGCAGCGGUGCCGAUUGGUGCCGAUGCCCAGGAGUUGUUGACACGGGCUUUGGCUUUGCUUGAGGCCUGUCAGGAUCCAUCUAGGCAUCAGGGAUUUGAUGGGAUGAGCAUUCGGUGUGUACUGCAGAAGCCACCAAAUUUGGUUUGGUUCGCCGACACCACUGGGAAUCCACUGCCCGUGGUGAUUUCCGAGACGGUCAUCCAGACGCCCAACGAACUUCCCAUUGAUGCCGUGGUGUGGGCGAUGUACUCACCGACAGAGCGCUUGCAAUGGGACAAGAGCCCCUGGGUGGCGCAUGAGAUUCUAUAUUCUGGAGGUGUCAUGGACAGUGGAGCUGUGCGCGAUAUCUUGUAUUCGCGGGUCAGCAUUGCACCUGGCAUCAGCGAUCGAGAUUUAAUUCAGGAGCGCUUCCUGAUGAAGCUCCCUGAGGAGCAAGGUGAUGGCUAUGCAAUUCUUAUGUGUUCUUGCUCCGAUGAGCUGGCUGCGACCUUGGGGCGACCAGCAGACACUUCGAGUUCCACCGUGGUCCGCAGCAAGGACCUCCUCUCCGCCUACAUCCUUCGACCCCGGGAAGCACGCGGGAGCUUUUGCUUGCAGACGCUGUCACAGAAAGAUGUUGGCAGUCAUGUACCAUCCUUCCUGCAGCACAUGGCCCGCAGCGUAGGGAAGCGGAAGCCCUUGGAGAUGGCGAUGCAGCUUCAGAGCCACUGCGAGCAGCGCCAAGGUUAUGGUGCAGGCGUGAAAAAAGCGACCACCGCAGCAGCGGCAACGCCGUACCAAAGGACAUGGGGCAUCAAUGUUGAAAUGCAGACAGCUCGAGGAUGA